Molecule: messenger RNA, 1164 nt
Organism: Adineta steineri
Lineage: Eukaryota; Metazoa; Rotifera; Eurotatoria; Adinetida; Adinetidae
Source: the annotation of a GenBank genome assembly
AUGACGGCAACAAAAGAAUCAGUUCGAUCAUUGUCGCAAAUGGAUAAAGCAACUAUUGUUCAUGUUCGACUUGUAUUUCUUCGAAUAGGUGAAAUUGAUACAUUAAAUGAAAAAUAUCAAGCACAUGUAUCUAUUGAAUCUCGUUGGUCGAUUUUAUUUGAAAAAUUUUCAUAUAAUCUAUCAUCAGAUGAUCAACAACGUUUAAAUAAUGGAAAAUCAGUUUCACUUGAAAAAUAUUCACAAUCUUAUUGGCAUCCUCAACUUUAUAUUGAAAAUGGGUUAGGUGACUUAAAAGAACAAAUCAAAUAUAGUGCAAAAUUAAAUAAAGAAAAUCAUACAAUUGAUAUUUGUGAACAUCGUGAUAUAAAAGGAUUCUUUUGGGAAAAACUUGAAUUACAACAUUUUCCAAGUGAUAUUCAAGGUUUAUCAGUUUCAAUAACUUCAAUGUUUUUUAUUGAUAAAGUUAUUUUAAUUGCUGAUCCAAAUCAUUUCAGUGGAAUUAAUAGAGAAGCAUUUGUUGAUCAACAAGAAUGGUCAUUAUAUGAACAUAUUGAUACAAAGCAAAGAUUUAUUUAUGAUUUUCUUUUUCAAACAAAUGAUCAUGAUGAUGAUAAUGAUGAUAAUCGAAAUAAUGAUAAUCCAGAACUAAUAAAUAUCUGUAAUACAGAUAACAGACAACGUUCAGUUUUAGCUGUUACUUGUCAUGCAGUAAAUCGACUUCAAGUAACAUGUACACUUAUUCUAACAUCAAUUACAUUUCGUUGGACAGUCAAUCGAUCACUUCCAACAAUUUCUUAUUUAACAUCGUUGGAUAAAUAUGGAUUACUAUGUAUAUUUAAUCUUUUUUUUCAUUCAAUAUGGCAUAGUACUAUUAGUGUGAUUGCUUGGGAAUAUACAACAAAUUAUUCUGUCGCAAAAAAUUCAUGGAUUAUGUAUUUAGAUCGAGGAGCUUGUGGUGUUUUUUUUAGUCUUUUCAUUAUUUUACAUAUUGGAAUGAUUAUCUGGUUUUAUCGUGUUCCAUUCAAACAUCGAAAACAAAUGAAACAAAAAGAUGAUCGAUAUAGAAUAUUAAUGCAAGAAAAGAUUAAAAACAGAAAGAAUCAAUCUUUUAAACAAGGAGAAAAUAAACAAUUUGUUUUUACAGAUUUUGUAGUAGAAAUUUAA